AUGGGUGCCCUCAUGGGGUGCCUUGGCGUCUCUGUCGUGGCGCUGAGUUGGAGAGGCUCCACGGCCAGCAAGACCGGCCCCGACAAGGUCCAGAAGCGCUCGAGGCUCGCCAAGAAGAUCGAGGACAUGGCAAUGGCUGGCAGCACUGGUGUUUGCCGCACUCAGAUCUUCUUCUACUUCUUCUGCUUUGUCGCAAUGGUCGGCCUGUGCGGCGUGACCUUCGAGGCCUUCGUCGUGAGGUACACUCGGGGGCGCGGCGCUGCUGGGAAGGCCCGGAGGCUUGUCGAGACGGGCCUCGCCGGCGCGGGAGCUUUGCGGCUGGGGCGGGUCGCCUCGCUCGAGCCAUCCCGAUCCGCCGCACAAGUCCGCGUGGCCGCCGCCGCGCUGCUCGUCGGCAGGCUGGGCUGCGAUUUCGAGGUCGACACUUGCAUCUGGAACGACACCGCGCCGGACGGGUACACUUGGACGCGCACGAGCGGCGGCACGCCGUCUCCAGGCACAGGCCCGAGCGGCGACCACACCACUGGCUCGGGCUCCUACCUCUACACCAAGGCCUCUAGCAUCUACAACAAGCUGCACCAGCUCGAGAGCCCGCGCUUCUCGCUCCAGCAGGACGCCACCCUCUCCUUCUUCUACCACAUGUACGACUCCCACAGCUCGUACAUGGGCACCCUCUCCGUCGAGACCUACAACAACGAGACGGGCUGGUCGACGCUCUGGAGCAGGAAUGGCAACCAGGGCAAUAGCUGGCUCGACGCGGCGGUCAUCCUACCCGCCUCGACGACUCAGGUGCGCUUCAACGGUGAGACGGGGCCGAGCUGGAGCUCGGACAUGGCGCUGGACGACGAGGGCGGCGUCGUCUGGACGCAGGACAGUGGUGCGGUCUCGAUAACCAGCUCGACCGUGUCGGGCUGCUCGGCUCGCAAUAACGGCGGCGUCGUCUACGCGUAUGAGAACAGCGGUGCGGUCUCGAUAAUCGGCUCGACCGUGUCGAGCUGCUCUGCUUCUUGGGGCGGCGUCGUCUGGGCGGGGUACAGCGGUGUGGUCUCGCUAAUCGAGUCGGUCGUGAGGGACUGCUCGGCUGGCACUGGCGGCGGCGUCGUCUACGCGGGGUACAGCGGUGUGGUCUCGCUAAUCGAGUCGGUCGUGAGGGACUGCUCUGCUAAUUGGGGCGGCGUCGUCUACGCGUCUCGCAGCGGUGCGGUCUCGAUAAGCGGCUCGAGCGUGUCGGGCUGCUCGGCUGGCACUUGGGGCGGCGUCGUCUACGCGUCUGACAGCGAGUCCCUCUCCAUCGCGGGUGUCGACUUCAUCAACAACUCGGCUUCAACAGGCUCGGUGCUGUACCUGCUAAACCACGAACAAACCUCCAUCAGCAACGCCUCCUUCACUGGCAACGACGGUGUCACGAUCCAGACUGUCAGCUCGGAGAUAGACUGGGACUGCCGCUUGGGCAGCUGGAUGCCGACCAAGGGCGCCUUUGAAGGCGACUUCA
Messenger RNA from Emiliania huxleyi CCMP1516, 1492 nucleotides. RefSeq lists its product as hypothetical. NCBI's taxonomy places the organism in Eukaryota, Haptophyta, Isochrysidales, Noelaerhabdaceae. The annotation marks the transcript as partial. Gene Ontology annotation, cellular component: membrane. The transcript is spliced from 8 exons. The record is from RefSeq and is a predicted model, not a curated record.